Messenger RNA from Telopea speciosissima, 794 nucleotides. RefSeq names its product protein argonaute 7-like. NCBI's taxonomy places the organism in Eukaryota, Viridiplantae, Streptophyta, Magnoliopsida, Proteales, Proteaceae. Bases 12 to 794 code for a protein of 260 amino acids. The transcript is spliced from 2 exons. The record is from RefSeq and is a predicted model, not a curated record.
UCAAUCAAAUUAUGGAAGAAACGGAAGACUCCAAAUGUAGCAAGACCUGCACUUCUGAGCCUUGGAGUUGCAGAGGGAGGACUCAACCUCACCAGCGUCGGCAUCUACUUCCCCUGCUUCCUCAUUCCUUUCACAACGUGUUUGGGUACCAUGACCGUUACCAAAACUCUCCAGCCCUUCUUCUUUUACCUCUGCAACUACCUGCAAUUUCACCGCCAAUCCAAACCCAGAAGUUUAGAUCAAGAACCCAUAUGCCAAAAAAUGCAUGGAAGCAGAAAGAACCUAUCUGCACCAGCUCCUCCGAUACCCAGGUCUCAGCUUCUACUGUUUCACAAGUAGAGGAAAAAGGGCUUCAACAGAAACAAAGCACGCCAACCAGAGGAGAAGAUAAAAGGGGAGAAACUGCUACUACUCAGGAGGUGUUCGUAGCACCGAAAAGACCAAAUUCUGGUGGGCUAGAAGGUUCUUCGAUACCUCUCCUUGCUAACCAUUUUCUUGUCCAAUUUGAUUCCUCUCAAAAGAUUUUUCAUUAUGAUGUCGAGAUCUCUCCACAUCCUUCCAAGGAAAUCGCAAGAAUGAUCAAGCAGAAACUUGUACAGGACUACUCAGCCGCAUUCUCCAAUGUUCAAACAGCCAUUGAUGGCAGGAAGAACAUCUAUAGCCCUGUGGAAUUCCAAAACGACAAGCUUGAAUUCUACGUUAGCCUCCCAAUCCCCAAGGCGAAAUCCAUUUGGCCAUCAAAUGAAAUCGGUAAUACAACAGAGAAACACCAUGAACUUAAACUUUCCGAGUAA